CGCUCCCAAGAGAUAUUUGGGGGGGGGAGCACCGACAGCCCCCGGCGCAGCUCCUGCUCCUUGUUCAGAGCAGCCUGUUAAUGCUCUGUGACCACUGCCACAUGGAACCAUGGGCAGGAAACGGCUAAUCACAGACUCCUUCCAAGUGGUGAAGAAGAGGAAAAGAGACAGUAAGGAAACAAAGAAGGCUCAGAGCCCACUCCAUGACACAGUGACAGUCCCAGACACAGUGAUAGUCCAGGCAGUCCAAGAUGCUGCACAUCCAGACCAGCUGGAGACACUAAAGCAAUUUGACCUCAGCUGGCAGUAUGGCCCCUGUACAGGAAUCACCCGCUUGCAGCGCUGGGAGAGGGCAGAGUUACUGGGUCUCCACCCCCCUGCUAUGGUGCGGGAAUUGCUGGAGAAGCACAACAAGGACCCUCUCGUUACGUACAGCCUGUGGCAUGGAUAUUGCCUCUGAGAAGAGAAUGUGAUUGUAUCUCAGCCUGAGAAGUCCCUGAGUUUUGACAUUACUGGAUAACUCCUUCAUUCCUAUUGUGGAAAUUCUGUGCUUGGAUGUAACAUCCCUAAAAAGAUGCAAAGGUCUACUAGCUGGUCUCCACUUACGUGUUCUGGCCCCAGCCUAUAUGCCACUUAUAAAUAAUAAUCAAAGCUUCUUAGGGAGUACUUAAGAUGGCUGAGGUCAAAUGAAGGUGAGGAUUGAUUUGGAUCAAUAUGCUGUGCUGGGGGGGGGAUCCCAAAAACUGGGUGACUAGUUCUUGGAAGCCAGACUUAGUAUGGCACUGCAUCCUGUUUGUUUUACUGUUGCGUGCUCUUUGAAAACUUGCUUGAUUUGUUGAAUUGGCUAUCAGGUUAACUGACUGAGAAAUAAAACAGUUGCACAUCUAACAGCUGCAUGUGUCAAUGGGGCCACAUCUGAAUAGUUUGUGACACAUUAUUCUCCCCACCCUGCUCAAGGAAGAUGUAUAGACUCCUCAACCCCAUCACCACACAGAGAGAUCUAUUGCAUACCUCCCUACCUGCUGCCCAGCCGAGUAGCACUACAAACAACUGAAUAGUAUGCCCCACCAACUGAAGUGCUAUUUGGCUAUUUCUAGGCCUUAGCAGCUGAGCAGUGAGAAUGGCUGGGCAGAAGUUGGUUGUGGGAUGCUUUUG
Lacerta agilis (Sand lizard) is the source of this 1155-nucleotide messenger RNA. RefSeq names its product DNA polymerase delta 4, accessory subunit (gene POLD4). Gene Ontology annotation, cellular component: delta DNA polymerase complex. Bases 110 to 460 code for a protein of 116 amino acids. The transcript has 5 exons. Gene Ontology annotation, biological process: DNA-templated DNA replication; DNA synthesis involved in DNA repair. The record is from RefSeq and is a predicted model, not a curated record. NCBI's taxonomy places the organism in Eukaryota, Metazoa, Chordata, Lepidosauria, Squamata, Lacertidae. Gene Ontology annotation, molecular function: DNA-directed DNA polymerase activity.